Manihot esculenta (cassava) is the source of this 4308-nucleotide messenger RNA. RefSeq lists its product as uncharacterized. The record is from RefSeq and is a predicted model, not a curated record. The coding region runs from base 80 to 3790 and encodes 1236 amino acids. The transcript has 27 exons. Gene Ontology annotation, molecular function: ATP hydrolysis activity; protein binding; ATP binding. NCBI's taxonomy places the organism in Eukaryota, Viridiplantae, Streptophyta, Magnoliopsida, Malpighiales, Euphorbiaceae. Gene Ontology annotation, cellular component: mitochondrial outer membrane.
AAAAUAUUAUUUGGAGGCAUAGAGAGACGGCAAGGGGAGAGGGAACAAACAAAAAAAAAAAAAAAAGGAAACCAGAGUCAUGGUUUCAACGAGAAGAAGUGGAUCUCUCUCUGGAAACAGUAAUAUAAAGAGAUCUUCGUCGUCGGAGGAUAGGCCUCCGUCGCCAAAGCGUCAGAAGGGUGAAAAUGGUGGGACCGCAGAGAAACCGAUACCGGCGGUGGAGAAUUCAAAAGAAUCGUGUCCUCCUGCUGCGGCGGAUCCCGCAGAAUGUGAGCCUGGUGAUGCUCAGAUUGCUGGAGACGCAGCUGGUGAGGCUGUGAGUUCCGGGAAGGAUGAGGUAUCUCCGGCUGUGGCUGUGGUCACGCCCAUCGCAGAGGGUUCUACGCCGCUUGUAGUUGAUAAGCCGAGGAGUUCUUUUCCGUCUUGGAGCUUGUAUCACAAGCAGAGUUCAACUUUUGAAACAUCAAUGCCUUGGUGCAAGCUUCUAUCACAGUCUGCACAGAAUCCAAAUGUAGUCAUAUGCACAUCCAGUUUCACUAUUGGUUCAAACAGGAAUUGCAAUUUUUCGCUGAAGGAUCAGAGUGGAAUUCUGUGCAAGAUCAAACACACGCAGCGUGAGGGAAGUGCUGUAGCUGUGCUAGAAAGUACGGGAAGCAAGGGAUCAGUGCAAGUAAAUGGCGAAGUAGUCAAGAAGAACAAUUGUCGUCCGCUUCAAUCAGGAGAUGAGGUGGUUUUUGGUUUGAUGGGGAAUAAUGCCUAUAUUUUCCAGCAAGUCAUGACUGACCUUACUGUUAAGGGUGCAGAGGUCCAGAGUAGUCUGGGAAAACUUUUGCAACUUGAAAGGAGAUCAGGAGAUCCUUCAGCUGUUGCUGGGGCCUCAAUAUUGGCAUCUCUUUCAAGCCUGAGGCAAGAUAUAUCACGAUACAAGUCUCCAGGUCAGAAUACUGGUAAAAUCCACCAAGGUACUGAGGCGCCUGCGCAUUCUGUUGUCUGUGAUGGUACAGAAGCAGAGCAUGAUGGCUUGGAAGUCAAUUCAAUGCCAGAUGUAUGGAGUGACAAAGCUGCAGAUAUUGGAGCAGUUGGCAAUAACCUUCCUCAUGAUCUCAACCAGAACUCUGGCAAAGAGGCAGGCAAUGUAAAACUCUCUGGGGUGAAUGAUUUGAUAAGGCCUUUCUUCAGGAUGUUAGCUCGAUCAACUAGUUGUAAACAAAAAUUGAGCAAAAGUAUCUGUAAACAGGUAUUGGAAGAAAGGAACGAGUGGACAAAGGAUUCACGGCUGGCAUCAACCUCUGGUAUGACAUUGCGCUGUGCAGUAUUCAAGGAAGACAUUCAUGCUGGAAUUCUUGAUGGAAAAAAUAUAGAAGUUUCAUUUGAUGAUUUUCCAUACUAUUUAAGUGAGAGCACAAAAAAUGUACUGAUUGCAGCUUCAUUUAUACACCUGAGGCACAAAGAACAUGUGAAAUACACUGCAGAUCUUACCACUGUUAAUCCUCGGAUCUUGCUUGCUGGUCCUGCAGGUUCUGAGAUAUACCAGGAGAUGUUGGCAAAGGCCCUUGCUAAUUACUUUGGUGCUAAAUUACUCAUAUUUGAUACCCACACUUUUUUGGGUGGUUUGUCUUCGAAGGAAGCUGAGUUCUUGAGGGAUGGAUUUAAUACGGAAAAAUCCUGCACUUGUGCCAAACAAAGUCCUAUCGUUGCAGACUUAUCAAAAAGCGUGAAUCCAUCAGGUGUUGAAGCAGAUACGCCCAGCUCUUCAAAUGCACCUUCUUCCUCUGGUCAUGAAUCUCAACCAAUGAUGGAUAGUGAUGUGUUUCCUUCUUCUGGGUCAUCUAGGAAUCUUUUGUUUAGAAUAGGUGAUAGAGUAAGGUAUAUUUCUGGUGGCUUAUAUCCAUCAGCAUCUUCAUCAAGGGGUCCGACUAAUGGAAUUCGUGGAAAGGUUGUACUAGUUUUUGAGGGCAAUCCUUCUUCAAAAAUUGGGGUAAGGUUUGAUAAACCUGUACCUGACGGGGUUGAUCUUGGAGGUCUUUGUGAGGGAGGUCAUGGAUACUUUUGCAAUGUUACUGAUCUUCAUUUGGAUAAUGUGGAAGAUUUGGACAAGCUACUAAUCAAUACAUUGUUUGAGGCUGUACACAAUGAGAGCAGAAAUUCUCCUUUUAUUUUGUUCAUGAAAGAUGCAGAGAAAUCAAUUGCAGGAAAUCCAGAUACAUGUUCAACGUUUAAAAGCAGACUUGAAAAACUUCCUGAUAAUGUGGUAGCAAUUGCUUCACUCACACAAACUGAUAAUCGUAAGGAAAAGUCGCAUCCUGGAGGUCUUCUUUUCACAAAAUUUGGUAGCAAUCAAACUGCUCUUCUUGACUUGGCUUUUCCGGAUAGUUUUGGAAGACUUCAUGACAGAGGGAAAGAAGUGCCAAAGGCAACAAAAGUCUUGACAAAACUUUUCCCUAAUAAAGUAGUCAUUCACAUGCCUCAGGAUGAGGCGCUUCUAGGAUCUUGGAAGCACCAAUUGGAUCGAGAUGCUGAAACCCUCAAAAUGAAGGGAAAUCUGAAUCAUCUGCGUGCAGUCCUGAGUCGGAGCGGGAUGGAAAGUGAAGGACUUGAGACUUUAUGCAUUAAGGACCAGACAUUGACACAUGAAAGUGCAGAGAAGGUAAUUGGGUGGGCGCUAAGCCAUCAUCUAAUGCAGAAUCCUGACGUUGAGACUGAUGCAAGACUUGUUUUAUCCAGUGAGAGCAUCCAUUAUGGUAUUGGAAUUCUACAGGCCAUCCAGAAUGAAUCUAAAAGCCUGAAGAAGUCUCUCAAGGAUGUCAUAACAGAAAAUGAAUUUGAGAAGAGGCUUUUGGCUGAUGUUAUUCCACCCAGUGAUAUUGGAGUUACGUUUGAUGAUAUUGGAGCUCUUGAGAAUGUUAAGGAUACUUUGAAGGAGCUGGUGAUGCUUCCUUUACAGAGGCCUGAACUUUUCUGCAAGGGACAAUUAACCAAGCCUUGCAAGGGCAUACUUUUAUUUGGACCUCCUGGAACUGGAAAGACUAUGCUGGCAAAGGCUGUGGCAACAGAAGCUGGUGCAAAUUUCAUCAAUAUUUCAAUGUCAAGCAUCACAUCUAAAUGGUUUGGUGAGGGUGAGAAGUAUGUGAAAGCUGUAUUCUCCCUGGCCAGCAAAAUUGCCCCUAGUGUUAUCUUUGUUGAUGAGGUUGACAGCAUGUUGGGCAGGAGGGAGAAUCCAGGGGAGCAUGAAGCUAUGAGGAAGAUGAAAAAUGAGUUUAUGGUGAACUGGGAUGGCCUACGUACCAAAGAAACAGAAAGAGUUCUAGUACUUGCAGCAACAAAUAGGCCCUUCGACCUUGAUGAGGCUGUCAUCAGAAGGCUUCCACGAAGAUUGAUGGUAAAUCUACCUGAUGCUCCAAAUAGAGCAAAGAUACUGAAAGUUGUUUUGGCAAAGGAAGAUUUGUCCCCUGAUGUUGAUUUUGAUGCAAUUGCAAGUAUGACAGAUGGAUAUUCUGGAAGUGACCUCAAGAACCUAUGUGUAACUGCAGCACAUCGUCCAAUUAAGGAGAUACUGGAAAAGGAAAAGAAGGAACGUGCUGCAGCUGUUGCAGAAGGUAAACCUGCUCCAACUUUAAGUAGCGGUGCUGAUAUACGACCUCUUAACAUUGACGAUUUCAAAUAUGCUCAUGAACGGGUAUGUGCAAGUGUUUCAUCCGAGUCGGUUAACAUGACGGAGUUAUUACAAUGGAAUGAACUCUAUGGUGAAGGUGGCUCAAGAAGAAAGAAGGCGCUUAGCUAUUUUAUGUAAAUGAUCCUUUGUACAAAAGCUUCUUAAUUUUCUGUUGAUUCUCUUCUGUUCUCCUAAAGCCUUCGCCACAAGUAAUUGCUGCUUUCACCCUGCGCUUGUUGGGGAGCCGUUUUGUCUGUAAGAUGAGGUGUAGGUUCUCUAAAUUAUAUUUUCUUAUCCCAAGUUUGGGAUGGUCGGUAUAAAUGGCACUAAGCUAUUCUUGUGUUCCUUAUCCCCUUCCUUCUGCCAUGAGGAGCAUCAUAUCCUUUCAAAGUUUUAAGUUAUUAACAUCUGAAAUAGAAAAGAGGUGAGAAACCCAAGACUCGGUCAAUAUAUGGUCGUUGUUUUUAUAGAUAUUGUUCAUGGUGAUUUGUGAUGAUGAAACGAUAAGCCAAGUACUAGGACCUUCUUCUGUGAAUGCGACAAACCUGUAGUAAUGCUCUGACGAGGGAAGAAGUGAUAAAUUGUAAUAUGAUUAACUAAUGCUUACUGUCUAUUGAAAUAAUGAACGAAGUUAGGACUUGAGCUUUUCCUUUUCA